CCCAGCAGACAAACACACACACCCUUAAAUCACUCUGAAAUAGUUCGAAUAAAUCCCGAGUCAGCAUGUGGAACUACGGAGAGUGCCGGGCUCCGGGACUGCAGCAGGAGGAGAGCGAGAUUCUGACCAGCGGACCCGAGCCCGCGUGCACUGGCGGCGAGGAGGAGGAACAGCUUGACCUGGACGCCCUCUACGACGAGCUGGAGGCCCUGAAACAGCGUCUAUUGUUGCUGCGCAGCAAGCUGGUGACCAGCCCCAAGGACCAGUGCCAGGCGCAGGCAGCGAUGGAGGACACGGACGAGUCGUUUUUUACAGCACAGAGCCGUCAGCUGGUAGCCCUGCGGCGCCAGAACUGUGUGCUAAGGUGUCAGCUCCAGUCGAUGGCCGGACACCUCAACAGUAGCCGCAAGGAGCUGAAGGAGAUGGAUGGGUGGCGCUGCUUGGUCGCCACCCGCAUCCAGCGGAUGCGCCGGGAGCUGGACACCUUCGAGGAGUUCAAGGUGCAGGCCAUCCACCACUUCGGGUUGUGCAUCGAGCGCUGGGAGCAGCACAAGGCCUGCAAGGUGGACAGCAAUGUGUACCAGCGGCGGAUGCGGGAGCUCAUCCAGCACAUCGACGGCAGGCGGGUGCAGAUGGUCCCGAUGCACUGCCACCACCAAACUUUCCAGCAGGUGCGGAUGGAGAUAAUACAGACCCGCCUCUUCCUGUACAAUCUUUUCGACAGCAUGCUCUGCUACUUCCAUUUCUUCAACCGCCAGUUCAGCCUCAGGACCAGCACAUGGACUACCAUCCAAAAGUCAAUUACCUCCGUCGCCCCGUCCUCCCCACCCAACUCACUCCGCUCUGAGUUUCGCGAUUCGAGUGAGCUUUGAGUGCUCCUGGAGUGCUCUCCCUCUCGCUCAACUCUCAACUUUUGGCAAUUAAUGUUGAUUUUUAUUCUCCGACUUUAUUGAGGGACUUUCCGCCGUGCUGGCGGAGGGCUGCAGGGGUAGGGUCUGUUUGUAAUUGCUUUGGAACUGUCGCCCAAUUAGGGUUAUUGACGUUUGCGGCCUUAAUGGCCCUUUUGAGGCCCAUUCCCGUGUCUGUUUUCCCAUAAUACUCGUACAAUAAUUACAAAAUUUCAACUCUG
Drosophila persimilis is the source of this 1129-nucleotide messenger RNA. RefSeq lists its product as uncharacterized. NCBI's taxonomy places the organism in Eukaryota, Metazoa, Arthropoda, Insecta, Diptera, Drosophilidae. The coding region runs from base 66 to 872 and encodes 268 amino acids. The transcript is spliced from 2 exons. The record is from RefSeq and is a predicted model, not a curated record.